Chara braunii is the source of this 2265-nucleotide messenger RNA. The record is from the annotation of a GenBank genome assembly. Lineage: Eukaryota; Viridiplantae; Streptophyta; Charophyceae; Charales; Characeae.
GCCAUCAGCAUGGAGUCCUUGACUCAGAAUGAGAGUCACUGGACAGUACUAUUCCAAGGCAUGUUUUUUUAGCCUUCGGACGAGCAGGUGGAUCCGACACCGGCGGAGGCAGAAAGGAGUAACCUGGCUAACCUGAUGCUGACCAUGAUGAGGGCGGUGAUGUGGAACAAUACGAUGUUGACAGUGCAGAUAUACGAGGGCAGACAGUUGAGACAGACUCAACAGAAAGACGUUGCAGCCUUAACAGCCGCUGCUCGCGCUGCCGCCACACAUCAGCAACAACAGCAACAGCUGUUGAACACCACCACCACACGCAUCAACAUCAUCAAGGCUAAGGCCUCAGCAGCGCCAAGCUGCACGACAGACACGACGAAGCAGCUCGGGGAGCGCAUCGACCAUGUCGUCCCUAUUAUCGGCGAACUAGGUGACUUCACUAGUCCGGCCACAAUCAGCAGCACGGUGGCCGCCAUCAAGACGGACAUCACCAAGCUGCAGUCAAGACCGGACGCCGCUACAAAGGCAUACAAGAUGCCACGCUUCAACAUCGGCAAGUUUGACGACUACAACAAGACGGACGCCUUGACAUGGUGGCAAAGCUUCCUCACCGAAGGAUCCUGCUACACUGUACCGACCGAAGACAUGAUGAAAGCGCUCUACCUCCAACUCAUUGGAGGAGCACAGGCAUGGAUGAACCAUACCGCGGCCAAUCUGAAAUGCACCAUCGCCCAACUGCACACUCACAUUCCGUGGAAGCAGUUCAAGCAAAUGUGGUUCACUCGAUUCAUGGUCAGCAACGUUGUAAAGGCGGCCAUGAACGACGUCUACUCCAGCUCACAAGGGAACAUGCCAACUCGAGACUGGACGAUCAAGUGGCAGACGAUAGUAACCACUCCAGGCUUCGACUUGAGUUUCCCAAACCAACGAUCCGAAUUCUUUUUGCGAUCGUGCGCAGGACGAUGGUCGGCACUCGGCAACGAGUACGACUAUGCCUCAUUCCAGGUUAUUCUCGAUCGUGCGAACCUGGUCAUCCAAACGGAUGACAAGGCCGCCAACAAACGGCAGUCCCAGUCGCACUAUGUGGCUAAGCAAGGCUACCAACGACCGGCACAUAACAACGUCGUGAUUCCUGACGAAUCAAUCGAUCUCCACGCUGCAGCAGCAUCCUCAAGUGAUGGAGUUGUCGCAGCGCUCCCGCCGAAACGGAAUCAAACGGAGAUCAAUGAUGUUUCCGAACUUAUGGAGGGUUCAAAGUUAGACGGCGAGGAGAAUGCUGAGGUUAGCAACCUCACCGUAGCAGUUAAGACUAAGGCCAAAGACAAGGCCACCACUUACGAGUUUGUGAUGGUGGAUGGGUUAUUCUUUCUUGAAAAAGCAAGGUUUAAGAGGUUCGAAACUAGUACCACCCCCUACAGCAAGGAGCAAGAAGAGAGAGUUGCCGCCCUUUUGCGAGAGAGGAAGGAGAAGAUGGAGAAGAGGGAGUUGAUCAAGCAGGCCAAGAUGUUGGCCUUGCUAGAAGAGCAGGAAGCGCAGAAGAGGCAGAUGGAGGAGGAGAUGGAAAGGUGGAAAAAGGAGCAAGAGGAAAAGAUGGCAGCUAUUCAGGCGGAGGUGGAGAAAGAAGAAGAGCCAUUGGAAAGAAGAAGAGGUGAAGCCAGUACAAGUAAGGAGGAGGAGAUCGAGAAGAUGACAAAGGAAUGUGCCGCACACUUGAAAUUCGGAGAAGAUAGGGAGGCAGAGUUGGCCAUACCCCAAGAAGAGAGAGAAGUGGCGAGGAAGCAGGUGGAAGCAGAAAGGGACCCAGUAAGGAGAAGGACGAAGGAGGAAGAACAGCAGAGGGCAUGGAAGUAGAGAUUGUCCCAAGAAAAAGUUAGGCAUCUGGAAGCGCCAGAGAAAGCAGAAAGAGACUUAAAGGCGGCAGAGGCCAGGAUGGGGAAGAUUAGGGUAGAGACCGAGCUAGCAACUAAACUCGAGACCCUUAUCCAAAGUGUCGAGUCCUUAACUAAUUGCACAACGCGAGCAGAUGCAAUACAUACGUAGUCAAUAUAUAAAGUUAGAUGCAAUGCGCGCAGAGUCUAGAGAUUUCUCGCAGGUGCCAGUGCAAAAUUCCUUUGUCUUACUGAUCGCAAAGUGGACUUGGCCCACCAUGUAUUUCAUCAUGUCCUGCGAGAAAUCUCUGAACUCUGCGCGCAUUGCAUCUAACUUUAUAUCUUGACUACGUAUGUAUUGCAUCUGCUCGCGCUGUGCAAUUAGUAAAGACUCUACAUUUUG